AUGGAGUACAUUAAAACUCCAUUUAGAGGUAUCCUAACCGAUGUUAGAGCAAGAGCAGCUUGCUAUAAACAAGAUUGGGUUGCUGGCAUUCUUUCUGGAUCCAGUAUACUAGCACCAACUACAUACAUAUUCUUCGCUUCAGCCCUUCCUGUUAUUGCCUUCGGCGAGCAACUUAAUAGAGAUACAGAUGGAAGCUUGAGCACAGUAGAAACAUUAGCUUCCACUGCUAUCUGUGGGAUCAUACACUCGAUACUCGGUGGGCAACCCCUUUUAAUAUUAGGAGUUGCAGAACCAACUGUCAUAAUGUACACUUAUUUGUACAACUUUGCCAAAGGAAGGGAAGAUUUAGGGCAAAAACUCUUCUUGGCUUGGGCUGGAUGGGUUUGUGUCUGGACAGCUCUUUUGCUGUCUCUUCUUGCAAUAUUCAAUGUUUGUGCUAUAAUCAAUCGGUUUACUCGGGUAGCAGGCGAACUUUUCGGCAUGUUGAUUGCCGUUUUAUUCAUCCAAGAGGCUAUCAGGGGCAUGGUCAGCGAGUUUGAGAUUCCGAAAGCUGAAGACCCGAAGUUAGAUAAGUAUCAAUUUCAAUGGCUUUACACUAAUGGACUAUUGGGUAUCAUAUUUACUUUUGGCCUUCUUUAUACUGCCUUAAAAAGUAGAAGGGCCAGAGCAUGGUGGUAUGGCACAGGAUGGUUUAGAAGUUUCAUUGCAGACUAUGGUGUUCCAUUAAUGGUUGUGGCAUGGGCAGCACUUGCAUUUAGUGUACCAAGCAAAGUUCCUUCUGGGGUUCCCAGAAAACUUGUUAGCCCUCUUCCAUGGGAUUCUGCAUCCUUAGAUCACUGGACUGUCAUCAAGGAUAUGGGAAAUGUCUCUCCAGCAUACAUCUUUGCUGCCUUUAUUCCUGCUCUGAUGAUCGCAGGGCUCUACUUUUUUGACCACAGUGUUGCAUCCCAGAUGGCACAACAGAAGGAGUUCCAUCUCAAAAAUCCUUCUGCGUACCAUUAUGACAUCUUGUUACUGGCCUUUAUGACAUUGCUUUGUGGAUUAAUUGGGCUACCUCCUUCUAAUGGUGUUCUACCACAGUCUCCUAUGCAUACUAAGAGCCUUGCUGUCCUCAAACGACAGUUGAUUCGAAGGAAGAUGGUGGCAAGUGCCAAAGAAAGCAUCAAGCAGAAAGCUAGCAACUCUGAAAUCUAUGGCAAGAUGCAAGCUGUUUUCAUUGAAAUGGACAGCAGUCCAACGGACAGCAGUCCAACAUUACAAGAAUGCCAAACACCACGGUUUUCUGAUAUGCAGCAUGCAGUAGUUAAAGAGCUGGAAAACCUGAAGGAUGCAGUCAUGAAAGAAGAAGAUCCAAAGGAUACGUUUGAUCCUGAAAAGCACAUUGAUGCCUACUUGCCUGUCCGAGUUAAUGAGCAAAGGGUAAGCAAUUUUCUGCAGUCGCUACUUGUGGCAGCAUCAGUAUGUGCUACGCCUGCAAUAAAGCUGAUACCUACAUCAGUCCUUUGGGGAUAUUUUGCUUACAUGGCAAUUGACAGUCUCCCAGGGAACCAGUUCUGGGAAAGAAUGCUACUUCUCUUCAUUGCACCUGGCCGGCGCUACAAGGUCUUGGAGGGGGUUCACGCUUCUUUUGUGGAAUCAGUUCCAUUCAAAUAUAUUGCCAUAUUUACAAUAUUCCAAUUCGUGUAUUUCCUGGUCUGUUUUGGUGUGACAUGGAUUCCGAUAGCUGGAAUCUUGUUCCCAUUGCCGUUCUUUGUUCUCAUCAGCAUAAGACAACACAUCCUUCCUAAGUUGUUCCGUCGAAGUCAUUUACGGGAGCUAGAUGCAGCUGAAUAUGAGGAGAUUACAGGCACCCCAAGACUUUCGCCCAGCCUCUCUCUCAAGGAAAGAGACGCACAUGUUCAUGGCAAUGAGGACUGCGAAAUGGAAAUGUGUGAUGCUGAGAUAUUAGACGAGCUAACUACCAGCAGAGGAGAGUUGAAGGUUAGAACCGUAAGCUUGAAAGAAGAGAAAACUACUCAGGGUGCUGUCCAACCAGAAUGA
Messenger RNA from Dovyalis caffra, 2040 nucleotides. The record is from the annotation of a GenBank genome assembly. NCBI's taxonomy places the organism in Eukaryota, Viridiplantae, Streptophyta, Magnoliopsida, Malpighiales, Salicaceae.